Molecule: messenger RNA, 2374 nt
Organism: Nematolebias whitei (Rio pearlfish)
Lineage: Eukaryota; Metazoa; Chordata; Actinopteri; Cyprinodontiformes; Rivulidae
Gene: mapk1
Product: mitogen-activated protein kinase 1
Exons: 9
Coding region: 162-1271 (369 amino acids)
Biological process (GO): protein phosphorylation; intracellular signal transduction
Cellular component (GO): cytoplasm; nucleus
Molecular function (GO): ATP binding; MAP kinase activity
Source: RefSeq, a predicted model, not a curated record
GCCUCCCCGCCCGCCUCAGCCUAGCAGCGGUGUGGUCGCUUCGAGCGGACCGGAAAGAGAAGCAGCCCUCCAGACCUCCUCAAGGCCUCCCUGAAGCUCCGCGCGGCCGCUCCAGACCCCUCGUCUCGUGCGCAUCGAUCCCCGGUAGAAGCCGAACCGUGAUGGCGACAGCUGCGGCGCCUGCCCCCGCUGGCUCCGGCCCCAGCCCCGGCCCGGGCACCGAGCUGGUCCGCGGGCAGGCCUUCGACGUCGGGCCUCGGUACAGCAACCUGUCCUACAUCGGGGAGGGCGCCUACGGGAUGGUGUGCUCGGCGUACGACCGGGACAACAAGCUCCGCGUGGCCAUCAAAAAGAUCAGCCCCUUCGAGCACCAGACCUACUGCCAGCGCACCCUGAGGGAGAUCAAGAUCCUCAUGCGCUUCAAGCACGAGAACAUCAUCGGGAUCAACGACAUCAUCCGGGCGCCGACCAUCGAGCAGAUGAAGGACGUAUAUAUCGUCCAGGACCUCAUGGAGACGGACCUGUACAAGCUCCUGAAGACCCAGCACCUGAGCAACGACCACAUCUGCUACUUCCUGUACCAGAUCCUCCGAGGCCUGAAGUACAUCCACUCUGCCAACGUUCUGCACCGGGACCUGAAGCCCUCCAACCUUCUGCUGAACACCACGUGUGACCUGAAGAUCUGUGACUUCGGUUUGGCUCGUGUGGCCGAUCCUGACCACGAUCACACCGGGUUCCUCACAGAGUACGUCGCCACGCGUUGGUACCGAGCUCCUGAGAUCAUGCUCAACUCCAAGGGCUACACCAAGUCCAUCGACAUCUGGUCGGUGGGCUGCAUCCUGGCAGAGAUGCUGUCCAACAGACCCAUCUUCCCGGGGAAGCAUUACCUGGAUCAGCUCAACCACAUUCUGGGGAUCCUGGGUUCUCCUUCUCAGGAAGACCUCCUCUGCAUCAUCAACCUGAAGGCCAGGAACUAUCUGUUGUCGCUGCCCAUGCGCCCCAAAGUGUCGUGGAACCGCCUCUUCCCCAACGCUGAUCCAAAAGCUCUGGACCUGCUGGACAAGAUGUUGACCUUUAACCCCAACAAGAGGAUCGAGGUGGAGGAGGCCCUCGCUCACCCCUAUCUGGAACAAUACUACGACCCGACAGACGAGCCUGUUGCUGACAUUCCCCUAAAAUUUGAUAUGGAGCUGGACGAUUUACCCAAAGAGGCGUUGAAGGAGCUGAUCUUCGAGGAAACGGCUCGUUUCCAGCCUGGUUACAGGCCCUAACGACUCACAGAUGUUUCUGUGGACAGGCUUCUGCGUCACCACUGCUCCCCCGCCUCCUCUCUGUUGCUGUGAUCUUCUGAUUCUAACUCCUCCUGUUGUCCUCGGUACCCGGGUCUCAUCAAGUCCACUUCGCUCAGGAACGGCGCCAGGAGUCGACGCGUCCAUCCGGUCUUUCUCUCUGUUGGGGGGGAGUGGUGGGAGUCACGUCACAGCUCAAAGUUUGAGGUUAAUUUGUAUUUAAAGCCAAGAUAAACAAGUUUACCGUGUGCGUCUGUAAGAUCCAAACCCUGUCCUGUGCUGUUUUCACGUGUGACUGAAUGCGGUGAGUGAACUCGCCGGUGUCUGUCUGGUGCAGCUGCUUUGCACAAAACAAUCCUUCAUCUUAAAAAAGGAACGUUUUCUAACCUUUGUCGCACUGUUCCAAGGGACGCAGAGACCGCCGCCGCGUUUGGGAAAGUCCAGAUUAAAUCACCUGAUUUAUGCAACUAAUGACGGAAUGAGCCUAAAGCCAUCACGUGUCCAUGAGGACGUUUGAUCACACCUUACAUUGGAAUGUCAAACAUGCUCAGAUCUAGCUAUAGAUAGAAAAGUUUAAAACCUGAAGAGUCUUAAAGGUAUUUUAAUGUAAAGAGGGAUGAUGGUUUGAAUUAUUUCCUAUCAGCAUCAUUUCUGCCUUAGCCAUGAUAAACUUCACAAAGCGUUGAUUUCCUUCACGCUGUGUUUGUGUGCAUCAGAACAAGAAUUCAGUUUUCAAGCAGAACUCGUUUUGUCUGGACAAGAUGUCGUCGUGCCUCCGUUUUCUUACUCGUUUGUGGUCUCGGGCGUCGGUCAGCAUCUCUCGCCUUGUUGGAAUAAACUGUGCCCUGCAUGACUGUUAUAAGCUCUGUACACAAAGACCACCAUGUAAAGUGCCACGCGAGUCGGGCGGGUCCGCCGGCAGAGCGCCCGGGCUCUUUGUGUUCCACCUCUCUUGUUUUUCAAACACUUUCCGUUCGCUUGCUUCAGCUUCUCUCUCCGUUCAACACUUCGCUUUUUAAUCUGCAUGCUAAUCGUAUUUUAAAAGUUUAAAAAUAAACUUUUGAUUUGUAACGAAGCCAGAAAAG